UCGAUUGAAGAAUAUUUUCUAUGAAUUAUACGUUUGCUAAAAUUGUUUUGUUUAUAUGCAAAUAAAUAUAUAAUUGUAUUUAUUGAAUUGAAGAUUGAAAAUGCUCAACGAAAAUAAAAGAAAAGCUGCAGAUCAAAACGCUUUACUUCCUGUCGCUAAAAAGUCCCGAAAUGAAGUCGCUAACGUUAAUAAGAACAAAAGUGUAUUACAAGCAGCCCCAGCAAGAACUUCAAAUCUUUUCGCACCAAUAAUGCUAUUGGAGGGACAUGAAGGAGAAAUAUUCACAGUCAAAUUCCAUCCUGAUGGACAAUAUUUAGCUUCUUCUGGAUUUGACAGAAAAAUUUUUCUAUGGAGUGUUUAUGGAGAAUGUGAGAAUAUAUCUGUCUUGACUGGUCACACUGGAGCCGUAAUGGAACUACAUUUCUCAAGAGAUGGAUCUAAUAUCUUUACAGCUAGCACUGAUCAUACCCUUGGCCUUUGGGAUAUAGUCACAGCUCAAAGAAUAAAGAAGUAUAAAGGACACACAACAUUUGUUAAUUCUUUAGAUGUUGCGAGAAGGGGACCCCAAAUGAUUGUUUCUGGUAGUGAUGAUAAUAUAAUAAAAAUUUGGGAUAUUAGAAAAAAACAGAGUGUCACUAAUUUGAAUUCAUCAUAUCAAGUAACAGCAGUUUCUUUUAAUGAUACAUCAGAACAAGUUUUUAGUGGAGGAAUUGACAAUGAUAUUAAAGUAUGGGAUUUGCGUAAGGAUGAAGUACUUUAUACUUUGAAAGGACAUACAGAUACUGUUACAGGAUUAUCUUUGAGUCCUGAUGGUUCAUAUUUGCUAUCUAAUUCCAUGGACAACAGUCUUAGGAUAUGGGAUAUAAGACCCUUUGCUCCUGUAGAAAGAUGUGUGAAAAUGUUUUCAGGUCAUCAACAUAAUUUUGAGAAAAAUUUGUUGAAGUGUUCGUGGUCUAGUGAUGGAAACAGAGUAUCUGCAGGAUCAGCAGACCGAUUUGUCUAUGUUUGGGAUACCACUACAAGAAGAGUUCUAUAUAAAUUGCCAGGACACAAUGGCAGUGUAAAUGAUGUAGAUUUUCAUCGUGAUGAACCAAUUAUUGUAUCAGGUGCUAGUGAUAAGCAAAUCUACCUAGGAGAAAUUGAUUAACUUAAUUAGAUGCAAAUACCAAAAUUGUAUCAAUUUGUAAUAUGUACAUUCAUUUUUGAAAAUAUCUUCAAUAAAUAAAAGAAUAUUGCUUUCA
This is a messenger RNA of Harmonia axyridis, 1241 nucleotides long. RefSeq names its product U5 small nuclear ribonucleoprotein 40 kDa protein. The record is from RefSeq and is a predicted model, not a curated record. The coding region runs from base 101 to 1147 and encodes 348 amino acids. Gene Ontology annotation, cellular component: catalytic step 2 spliceosome. Gene Ontology annotation, molecular function: RNA binding; protein binding. Lineage: Eukaryota; Metazoa; Arthropoda; Insecta; Coleoptera; Coccinellidae. The transcript is spliced from 5 exons.